This is a messenger RNA of Aspergillus versicolor CBS 583.65, 2150 nucleotides long. RefSeq lists its product as uncharacterized. The record is from RefSeq and is a predicted model, not a curated record. Gene Ontology annotation, molecular function: oxidoreductase activity. The transcript has 3 exons. The coding region runs from base 33 to 1919 and encodes 628 amino acids. Lineage: Eukaryota; Fungi; Ascomycota; Eurotiomycetes; Eurotiales; Aspergillaceae.
GACGUAUCUAAUAAUCAUAAAACCAAAAUACAAUGCCAGGAAUAUCAGGCUGGCACCCCGGCGAAACCACCAUACAAACCAAACUCGGUUUCGGAACUGCUAUAUCCACCUCCUGGCGCGCUAUCGAACACCAGCUGCGUGAGCAGCACCGUGUUUUCCAUACCUCUAAUCUCCCAUUCAUCCCUGUGACGGUUGUUGACAAGGAUGGCCGGCCGUGGGCGGGUAUUGCGGCGGGCAAGGACGGAGAGAUUGGGUUUGUGCAAGGGCCGGAUUUGAAGACGUUGGCUUUGAGAGUUAGGGUUUGGGAUGGGGAGCCGUUGAAAGAAGUCCUCUCUGACUGGCUGGAUGGACGUGUAAUAGGUGAGAGAGGGUUGAUGGCGGGACUGGGGAUCGAGUUUAGUACGCGGCGGAGGAAUAAAUUUGCUGGGUUUAUUCGGAAUGUCUUUCCGGAACAAUCAAAGGAGGGAUUAGAUUAUAUACUUGAGAUGGAAGUGAAUGAGGCCGUGGGGAACUGCCCUAAAUAUAUCAACACCCGCCACUUUGACGCAUACCCACACACCAACCCGGAAAUAAUCUACCAAGUGCAGCACAUGGCACCAACCGACCGUCUCCCACCCGCUGUAAUCGAAAUGAUAACCACCGCCGACACAGUCUUCAUCGCUUCAAUCUACAAAUCCACCCCAGAAACGGCAUUGCAAUUCCCAUCCCACGCCGGGAUGAACGCCCGCGGGGGAUUACCAGGCUUCAUCCGCGUUCUCCCCAGCGACGGCCGCAGUGUCAUUCUCCCAGAUUACUCAGGGAAUAGAUUCAUGUCUUCUCUCGGUAAUAUUGAAUCGAGUGGACUUGCUGGGUUUACCAUUAUCUCGUUUGAGACGGGCGAUAUCCUCUACCUUACCGGUGAAGCGAGGGUGCUUAUUGGCCCGCCUGCGCUGGAGAUUAUGAAGAGACAUGCUUCGAUUACUGUUCUUGAGACGACGGGGUAUACGCUUGUAAAAGAUGCGCUUCCUGUGAGGCAGCGGCCGGGGUCAGUGAUUGGUCGGAGUCCGUAUAGUCCGAAGAUAAAGUAUCUAGUUGAAGAGGACCAGCUCCAGUCCGGGGUUUCUGAUACGCAUAAGGCGCGCCUUGAGAGUGCGGUGCAGCUGUCAAACGAUCUAGCUGUGCUACGGUUCAAGGUGCUUUCCACAGAUAAAGGGAGUCUGUUGAAGAUUCGGCCCGGCCAGGCUAUUGUGCUGGAUUUCAUGGACUGGAUAGGCCCGCCCGAGUAUCACCAUAUGGCGGAUUCCGCGCCGGGUUCUAUAAAUGAUGACCGCGUGCGGACGUGGACUGUCUCGAGUGGCUAUGAAGAAGGGUGGUUUGAGCUGACGAUGCGCGAGAUGAAGGGUGGUGUGGUGACGGGUGCUCUAUUUGACGUGUUGAGGAAGAAUAUCCCGCCUGCUAAAUGGGGGAGGACUGUCCCAGUCGCACAGGCCGUGGUAGCAGAUAUUGUCGGCGUCACUGGGGACUUUAUCUUGGGAGAUGGCGAUAUUAAUGUCCUCUGGGUAGCCGGGGGAAUUGGCAUCACCCCAUUUCUGUCUAUGCUGGAAGCACUGGCUUGUGGGCAACGUAAAGGCGAUAUCCAGUUUGUCUUGUCAACAAGAGAGCCUACGAUAAUGCUCGAUUUGAUGCGGAAAUUACUGAUGAAUAUCCCACCGACUGUCAAUAUCAAGAUUGACUUGUUCACGCGGUAUCCACUUGACGCAGAGAAUAGUACGUGCAUAUCAAUACAUCAAGGCCGGAUUGGACCGGAGUACUGGAAGACUGUCUCUACAGAUAAAGACGUCUUUAUCUGUGGGCCAAAUGAGUUUGGGAAUGCUGCUACAGAGGGCCUGCGGGAUAUUGGCAUACCGAACGAAAGAAUCCACAGAGAGGGAUUUUAUUAAGUGUAUAUUUAUAACAAUACUUCCGACUUGGCAAACGCUGCGAUCUAUAAUAACGUCCGCAUUCCUCUUGACGUGGAACGGUUCCUUUUCAUCGUCCAUGAGCUCCAGCUCCCCGGACUGCCCCUCAUAGGUGUAAAACUUCGCCCACCGGCCUAUGGCUACUAUGCCAUAUAGUAUGUCUGUGCCGCCCUCUUCUCUGUAGCAUCUGUCGAGGUAGCCUUUCAACUGCCC